CCCAUGAUACACCCGGGGCUAGCGCGCAGGCGCAGAUGUGUUUAUUUAGUAUACAACAGCCAUCCGGAAGCAGCACUUCUUGAAAUUGACCGUACGGGUGUUUGGAGACUGCUCGGUGUGAUGGAGAGGUGAUGUGUCAGUCAGAGGAGUGAUAAGGCCCGAGCAGCCAUGACUGAGUGCUUCCUGCCCCCCAGCAGCAGCCCCGCAGAGCAGCGCCGGGCCGAGCACCCAGGCGGCGUGGCCCGCACGCCGAGCUCCGAGGAGAUCAGUCCCACCAAAUUCCCCGGGCUGUACCGCACCGGGGAGCCGUCGCCACCUCACGAUGGCCACCACCACCACCACGAGGCGCCUGACGCCUACGUGUCGGACGAUGACAAAGAGCACAGCAAGAAGAAGAACAAGUUCAAGAAGAAGGAGAAAAGAACUGAAGGCUACGCCGCCUUUCAGGAGGACAGUUCAGCGGACGAAGCAGAGAGUCCCUCCAAGAUGAAGCGCUCCAAAGGCAUCCAUGUGUUCAAGAAGCCCAGCUUCUCCAAGAAGAAGGAGAAGGACUUCAAGGUGAAGGAGAAGGGACCCAAAGAGGACAAGGCCAAGGAUAAGGAUAAGGAUAAGAAGUCUAAAGACCUGACGGCUGCAGAUGUGGUUAAACAGUGGAAGGAGAAGAAGAAGAAGAAGAAACCGACAACAGAGGCAGAGCCGGUGCCCGUGGAGACCCCCACCUUCAGGCCCAUCUUUGGAGCACCUCUGGCUGAAGCUAUCAAGAGGACAGCUCUGUACGAUGGGAUCCAGCUGCCAGCCAUCUUCAGAGAGUGUGUGGACUACAUUGAAAGUUAUGGCAUGAAGUGUGAAGGCAUCUAUCGAGUAUCAGGUAUGAAGUCCAAGGUGGAUGAACUGAAAGCAGCCUAUGAUCGUGAGGAAUGCCCCUGUCUGGAGGAGUAUGACCCCCACACGGUUGCCAGCUUACUGAAGCAGUACCUACGCGAGCUCCCGGAGAACCUGUUGGGUCGGGAUUUGGUCCAGCGCUUUGAGGACGCCUGCGGUCGCCAGGUGGAGGCUGAGAAGGUGUCCGAGUUCCAGAGGCUGCUGGCCGAGGUGCCGUCCGAGAGCCGGCUUAUCCUCUCCUGGCUCGUCACGCACAUGGACCACGUCAUCGUCAGGGAGGCAGACACCAAGAUGAACAUUCAGAAUAUCUCCAUCGUCCUCAACCCAACCAUACAGAUUGGGAACCGGGUUCUUUACAUGUUUUUCACACACGUGAGGGAGCUGUUCGGAGACGUAGUCCUGAAGCCGGUGGUGCGGCCACUCCGCUGGUCCAACAUGGCGACGAUGCCGGCGCUGCCCGAGACGCAGGAGAGCAUCAAAGAGGAGAUCCGACGACAGGAGUUCUUGCUGAACUGCCUGCACAGAGACCUGCAGGCGGGGGUGAAGGACUUAUCUAAAGAGGAGCGACUGUGGGAGGUUCAGAGAAUCCUGACGGCUCUGAAACGCAAACUGAGGGAGGCCAAACGUCAGGAGUGUGAGAGUAAGAUAGCCCAGGAGAUAGCGAGCCUCUCAAAGGAAGACGUUUCAAAAGAGGAAAUGACUGAGAACGAAGAGGAAGUAAUCAACCUCCUCUUAGCCCAGGAAAAUGAGAUCCUCACCGAGCAGGAGGAGCUGAUCUCUCUGGAGCAGGUGCUCCGCAGGCAGAUUGCAACCGAGAAGGAAGAAAUCGAGAGACUGCGAGCCGAGAUAGCUGACAUACAGAGUCGGCAGCAGGGUCGCAGCGAGACAGAGGAGUAUUCAUCAGACAGUGAAAGUGAAAGUGAAGAUGAGGAAGAGCUGCAGAUGAUUCUUGAAGACCUGCAGAAGCAAAACGAGGAACUGGAGAACAAGAACACCCACCUGAACCAGGCCAUCCACGAGGAGCAGGAAGCUAUCUUGGAGCUGCGCGUCCAGCUUCGCCUCCUGCAGAGCCAAAAGCUGCAGCAGGAACUCACCGUCCAGCAGCCGCCGGUCGAACAGGCCCCACCCACGCAGCCGAGCCCGGAGCCCCGCAGCGAGGAGCAAACCAAACGCCCCGUCGCCACGGUGGCUGCCGCCACAGACGCAGCUGUCUCAGCCAACGGCAAGGCAGCUAAGGAUCCCUCGAAGCCGUCGCCAAACAAAGACAGGAGGGACACCAACAUGUGAGGUGUCGUCUCGGUGAUGUAUUUGGUGGCUCUGUGCUGCUGCUGUACAUCUCUCCCGCUGGUCAGUUGUCCCGUAGUGUCGCUCGUUAACCACUUGGAGAUUUCACUUUGCUGGAGUUCAUUAACAAGUGGCAGCCAUGGGAAAAAAAAAUCUGUUUUUAUAUAGCGUCUGUGGCGUCCUCAAAUCAGAUACUUUGUUUGUUUUGCAUUUUCCCCACACAAACACCUAAAAAUAGAGACAACUGGCUGCAGCUGAGAGAGACUUAGGUGGACCGUAUUAUCAGAUUCACAGUGCCAAGCCUGUAUGAAGGAAGAAGAAAUGAAGGGAUUCAUAAAGCAGGAGGAUGGAGGAGAGAGGAAAGAGGGAGGCGCCUUGCCAGUAUGUGACAUAAAGUGUAUUUUUUCGCUGGUAAAGGCUCAGGAAGUGAGCGCUGAUCAGAUAUAAUCCCUGUUUGUCCUUUACCUGGAUGCAAAUUUGACAUGUUAGGAUAGAGACCACUGUGCCAUACAUAACUGAAAGAUGCCAGACCUGGACACGUUUCCUCCCCCCACAGAGAACCACUAAACACAAAAGCUCUUUGAAUAAUGAAGAAUUUAUGAUUGGUCUAUCUAUAUAUUAUAUAUUUAAGUAGUAUUCGGAAGAAUACGGAUGACUAUUCGAGAAAUAGCUUUUUAGUAAUAUAUGAAUAUAUGUAUAAAUAUAUUGUAGAUGCUUUCUUUAAAAAAAAAAACACACGGUGGCGUCGUACCUCGCAACUGACCAGUGGACGUAAAUUUAAAAAAAAAAACGAAUUCGCAACAAAAUGUGCGUUCAUCGCUGCGACAUCGCACGGUCACUCUGUGAAACAACACUUUGCUUUGUAAGUGCAAUCAUCAUAUCACCCCCUCCCCGCCUCCUCCGUUUCCCAAAAUAACAAAAUCUGUAGCGAUGAUUCCUGUCGCCAAACUGUGUGCAAAGACACGCAGGAAGUUUAGUUUUUUUUUGUUGUUGUGUAUUUCUUUUCUUCUUUUUUUUUAACUCUUGAUGUGUGGAGUUUAUCGUUCAUGGCAUCAGUCAAAUCAAUCAUUUAAUUUCACACCUGAUCCAUGAAAGUACUGUCAUCAUUCAGUGAUAUUUAAAGCAAAGGCAUGGCCUGACUUACUUACAAUUUGUGUACAUUAUUGUAAAAUUGCAAACAUACUGUAUUUUCAGCUCUUAUGUUUUGUCAUGUUCUUUUUUAUUAUUAUUAUUAUUAUUAUUAUUAAUGAUCUGUAUGGAGUAUGCUAGUGUGACUGCCCCUGCUUUGGUCACGGGCAAAUCAAAGCAAUCUCAUCUGGAUUCAUGAUUCAACGUGUUUAUUAAUCCUGUGACUGAAACAGCUAGUUUGGGCUCAGAAGCUUCUCAUAAGGUUAUUUUCAUAUUGUUACAAGCUUUUUGUAGCUUAUUGUUGCAGACAGAAUAAUGCUGUGAAGAAUAAAGUGUCGAUCUGAGUAAUUUACCUGAA
Molecule: messenger RNA, 3652 nt
Organism: Larimichthys crocea (large yellow croaker)
Lineage: Eukaryota; Metazoa; Chordata; Actinopteri; Sciaenidae
Gene: ralbp1
Product: ralA binding protein 1
Exons: 10
Coding region: 169-2169 (666 amino acids)
Biological process (GO): endocytosis; positive regulation of GTPase activity; small GTPase-mediated signal transduction
Cellular component (GO): membrane
Molecular function (GO): GTPase activator activity; small GTPase binding
Source: RefSeq, a predicted model, not a curated record